Messenger RNA from Tricharina praecox, 1180 nucleotides. RefSeq lists its product as uncharacterized. Lineage: Eukaryota; Fungi; Ascomycota; Pezizomycetes; Pezizales; Pyronemataceae. The record is from RefSeq and is a predicted model, not a curated record. Bases 480 to 1049 code for a protein of 189 amino acids. The transcript has a single exon.
GGUGGUGGUGGUGGUGGUGGUGGUGGUGGUGGUGGUGGUGGUGGUGGUUAGAACUUCAGUUUAUUCCCCUCGUAUUCCUUUUUGCUUUGCUUUUGUGCGGAUCUUUCUCCCGCCCCCUUCCUCCUCACAUUCAUGUUACUCCGGAGUUACAGCUCGAAGUCUGCAAGAGCGUGUCUCGUCUUUCCUAGAUGCUCCAGCCACGUGCGAUUUUUUUCUUCUUUUCUUUCGUUAUAUGCAGGGACAGCAUUUCUUACGGUUGGCGCGUCGUGGAGGAUUAUCACUGCCUGUCUCCGAGUCGCCCUGCAUAUGCCCCCCUCCCCCCCUCCCUCCAUCAAUCCAUCCAUCCUGCCUGCGCUGUGUCGAUGCAGCUCGUUGUCUGGGUCUUGGCUUGAUUGCUUGUCGUUUCCAUUUAUAUUAUUUUCCUUUGCAUACUCGUCGUCGUCGUCGCAUUUACUUCCCGGGUUAUACAUUGUGGCUGCAUGCGUGUCGGGGUUGGUUGGCUGGGGGUUGGGAUCGGUGUUGGCGGGGUUUCAUUCCAAAUCUUUUUCCUUUUCCUUUUUGUGUUUUGUGUUUUCCUUUUCCUUUUCCUUUUUUCUUCUUCUUCUUUCUUCUUUCUCUUUCUCUUUCGUCUUCUUUCGUCUGCCAGCCUGCUUGCUCCUCUUCUGUUGAGGGAGUUGAUUAUGAUCGCAUGGGGUCGGAUUCGCUGUGAUAGUCUGGGGGGAGCAGGGCGUAUAGGUGUUACUGUCUGUCUGUCUGCUGUCUGGCAAAAGAAUAAUGAUAUCUACUACCGUAUCUAUCUUGCAUUACGCUGCGCUACCAUGUACCUACCGUGUCUACAUACUCCGCUGUCGUGUCCUGGGUCCGGUCCGGUCACUCACUCACAGUCACUGGUACUUACUACCAACUUCCAACUGCCAGACCUUCCCCUUCCCUUCCCAUCAACCGAGAACCACUCGCCAGUCUCCCGGCGCCCUCUCGAGUCCCCACUCGCACCUCGCACCUCUCACGGCCAGCGGUCCAGAUCCCCGGUGCGCCGUGUCGUGCAGUAGGCAACUAUGAAAUCAUGAUGGGCUGUUGCUUGCACAAGUGCCCCACCGUGCCCACCCUAACUGGCAGCGUAACUACCGCGGGAGUGGGCUAGGUCGAUGGACUGGAUGGAUGGAUGGAUGGAUGGAUGGAU